AAAAUGAAUUAUUUCUUUGGUUUUGGAACUUUUCACUACCAGGUCAGUGCAUUCAUUUCGGUGUAAUUGUUUCACACCUUGUAUUUAUGCGGCUUUCAGUGUUUUAGUUGGUUUUCAGCUGUUAAUGAAUUGGUAAUGUGUAGAAGUUUCGGAAAUCAUGCACAUGAAGACGUUUGGUUGGCAGAAGCAGUUGUUUUCAGUCCAUUUAUUGGUUGCCGUUAUUCUUGUUGGCUCAUUUAAUAACCUAAGAUGUAGAAAUCGUGAAAAAAGUGUCUUUCUCGUUCAUGUUUACAGCAUGCAACAAUCUGUGAGUGAAUCUGUUAGAGGGAACACUAUCAGAGUUGAUGUUAGCAAAGUUUUCGAAGAACAAAUUAAACCUGGAAAAUUUAGAACCUGGGUUGAAGUUGAAAAAGCUUUGAAGCUUUUUGAGAAUGUGAAUAUACCAUCCGUGUGUCUGCUAUCAUUUAAAAAAAUAUAUUGUGAGAGAAUCUAAGUCAAAUAAGGUUGAGCCGCAUGAAAAGUAUGAGUCUGUUGUGCUUGUGUGUAUUUUGGGGGAACUAAAAGAACCUGGAAUCCUUAAGGGUAAGUGUUACUUAUGCUU
Trichobilharzia regenti is the source of this 601-nucleotide messenger RNA. The record is from the annotation of a GenBank genome assembly. NCBI's taxonomy places the organism in Eukaryota, Metazoa, Platyhelminthes, Trematoda, Strigeidida, Schistosomatidae.